Molecule: messenger RNA, 975 nt
Organism: Antrostomus carolinensis (chuck-will's-widow)
Lineage: Eukaryota; Metazoa; Chordata; Aves; Caprimulgiformes; Caprimulgidae
Gene: C1GALT1C1
Product: C1GALT1 specific chaperone 1
Exons: 1
Coding region: 19-975 (318 amino acids)
Molecular function (GO): N-acetylgalactosaminide beta-1,3-galactosyltransferase activity
Source: RefSeq, a predicted model, not a curated record
GUCUGCUUUGCAGGAAACAUGAUUUCUGAGAGCAGCUCCUUCGCCAAGGGCGUGGUGCUCGGGGGAGCCUGCUGCGUGCUGGUGACACUGCUCGGGCACAUCAGGCUGGGUCUCGGGAUUAAGGCACAUCGCCACCAGCACCAUCACAUCCAGGCUCCCAACAAAGAGGAUGUCCUAAACCUCUCGGAAGGUGAACGCAUGGAGCUUAGUAAAAGUAUCCGUGUUUAUUGCAUCAUCCUGGUGAAACCGAAAGAUCUGGGGCACUGGGCAGCAGUGAAGGAGACGUGGAGCAAGCACUGUGACAAAGUGGAAUUCUACAGCUCUGAAAAGGUCAAAGUGUUUAAUUCUGUAGCCCUGAACACAAAUGAUAUGUGGGUGAUGAUGAGAAAAGCUUACAAGAUAACAUAUGAACGCUAUAAAGACGAAUUCAACUGGUUUUUCCUUGCAUAUCCAACAACAUUUGCUAUAAUUGAAAAUCUCAAGUAUUUUUUACUGAAAAAAGACCCUUCACAGCCUUUUUACAUAGGCCAUACUGUGAAAUCUGGGGACCUUGAGUAUGUCGAUGGUGAGGGAGGAAUAGUCUUAAGCAUUGAAUCACUAAGACGACUCUCCCGUGUUCUCGAAGACUCUGACAAGUGUCCGGAGCAGGGAGGUAUGAUUUGGAAGCUUGCUGAGGACAAACAGCUGGCCAUCUGCCUGAAGUACACUGGAGUCUUUGCCGAAAACGCCGAAGAUUCAGAAGGAAAAGACGUCUUUAACACUAAAUCAGUGGGUGCUCUCAUUAAGGAAGCCAUGUCUAGUCACCCUCAGCAGGUGGUGGAUGGCUGCUGCUCCGACAUGGCCAUCACGUUCAGCGGGCUGGCCCCCAACCACAUGCACGUGAUGAUGUACGGCGUUUACAGGCUGCGACCCUACGGCCACACCUACAACGACGCACUCGUCUUCCUCCCACCCGCGGGCUCAGACAACGACUGA